Molecule: messenger RNA, 2626 nt
Organism: Dictyostelium purpureum
Lineage: Eukaryota; Evosea; Eumycetozoa; Dictyosteliales; Dictyosteliaceae
Exons: 2
Coding region: 256-2526 (756 amino acids)
Cellular component (GO): membrane
Source: RefSeq, a predicted model, not a curated record
CAAAACUUUAGGUGUAAAAAAAAAAGACAAUAACAACAAUAGUUACAUAAAUAUAAAUUUAGCUAAAAGCGCUUUAGUUAUUUUCUUUUAUUUAUUUAUUACCUUUUUUUUUCUUUUUUUUUUUUUUUUUUACAAAUAAAUAAAUUAUAUAAUAUCAUAAUAAUAAAAGUAUUGUAGUAAUAAUAGAAUAAAGUAAUAAUAAUACUAAAGUAAUAGUAAUAAUAGUAGAGUAAUAAUAAUCAUAUAAUAAUAAUAAUGUCAUCGAAUCAAACUGAUACACCAACAACUACACCAACUACACCAGCAUCAUCAUCAUCGAGUCUUGGUGAGUUUAUACCACCACAUGAAAGUGCAGGUGUUGGUAAUCUUUUAUUUCUUUUUAUAGCAUACUUUUUGUGUGGUGCAGUAGUAUUUAUUGGUAUGAAACAAUAUAUUUCAUUUAAAAGAAUUCCAUUUUAUGCAAUAUUUUUUUCAUUUUUAGGAUGGUUUAUUUGCUUUUCAAUUGCAUAUUUAGUACCAAUAGACAUUAUAGUUACAGAUCACAUUGAAUGUGAGUUUAAUAAAUAUAAUAAUACAAAUAGCGAAGUCGAUUGUGAUGAGCCAAUGACCUAUUUACCAUCAGGUAUUAUGAAAUUACAAUGGAGAAUUUUAUAUUUUGGUACCUUAAUUUUAUCAUGGUUAAUUUUCCCAAUUCUUCAAUCAUUUUCAACAGCAGCAGACUUUAGAUUAUCAGAGCGUAUAAAGAGAUCAAUUAAAGAGAAUAUCGUUUUAUAUACAUUUAUGGCAAUAGGUGGUCUUAUUGGUGUUAUUGUAAUUCUUAGUGUUAAAGAGAUGACUCCAAGCAGUUUCUUAGAUUUUAUUAUGGUUUUAGCAAAUGUUUAUGGUGUUGUCUUAAUCGUUAUUACUAUGGGUUAUGGUUUAAUAGAUGUACCACGUAAUUUGUUUAGAAAGGGUAGCCACUAUAGUAUUUUACGUAAUUAUCGUGUCGAGGCUGUAGUAUUGAAAACAGAGUUAGAGGAUACAAGAAAGAAAUUGGUAGAACAUCUCAAGCUUAUUAAAACUCUUUCAGAUAGGGCUGGUCAAUAUGAUCCAUUCCGUAUCUAUUUAGAUAUAAUUAUUUCAAAAUGCCCACUCGAAUAUGACUCUGUUAUUCAAGAGUAUCAUGCUGACCCAUUACCAGCUGGAGCUGAUGAAGAGAUGUUAAGCUAUAAGAAAUUGGUUUGUGUUCAUUCAACACUUUUAGAUUUAGUUGACCGUACUCACUCUGCAGAGGUACUUUACGAACGUCUUUUAGGUAAAGCUUUUGCUAUUGAAGAUAUUAUAGAAUCAAAGCAAAACAUUAGACAAAAUCCAGAUGUAGAAAAAGGAAUCGCUUGGACAUUUAAACCAAUUACAAAUAACAAAGCAGAGUAUAUGUGGCAUAUGUACAUCUUCCCAUAUUACUAUAGAUUCAUGGGUUUCAUUUGUUCAUGUCUUUCUGGUAUCAUAGUUUGGAGUGAAAUUGUUUUGGCUGUUUCAAGUAACCCUAAAUAUUCUCCACUCUACCGUGUUAUUGUCAGCUCAGAGCCGGGUAUCGGUUUGCAAAUAUUUUGUUUUAUUCCAUUAAUCUAUAUGUGUCUUUGUUCAUAUAGUACUCUUUUCAAAUUACGUAUUUCAACCUAUUAUAGAUUGGUACCACAACAAACCAACACUUUUAGUAUUAUGUUCAGUGCAAAUUAUUUAUGUCGUCUUGCCGCUCCAUUGGCUUUUAACUUUAUUCAAAUCUGCCACACCAAUGAUAAUACAAACCCACUUAUUAAAUCACCAUUUGAUGUUGUUAUGGGUGAUAUGAAUGCUUUUGGCGAUAAUGGUAUCGGUAAAAAAUUCACAGUAUUUUUCCCAAUUUUUGUAAUUGUCGUUUGUGUAAUCUCAUUCUUUAAUUUACACAAGAGGAUAGCCGCUUCGUGUUGCAUUCAAAGUCUUAGAAUUGUUACUGAUACAUCAGAAGGUGCUGUCGACCAAGGUUUAAAGAUUCUUAAACAAGAGCGUGAGGAAAGAUCAUUAAAUGGUGGUGUUGCUCCAGUCAAAACUCGUCUUAAUAUAAUGAAGGAUAUGUUUGUUCAAAAGAAAAAGGGUACCUUAAUUCCAAAUCAAGAUGGCGCAAAUGAUUCACCAUCAAAAAAUAUCGAUUUCUCAAAUAGAUAUAAAAAUACAGCACCAAAAUCAAAUAUUGCAAUUGCAAAUCUCUCAAGAACUUAUACAUCAAAGUCUGGUAAUGUUUAUUCAAAUCAAAAGGAAGAUAAUGAUAGCGGUUCAGGUAGUUCAAUUAAUAAUCUUUUCUCAAACAUUUUGGGUGAUAAUAAAAAUAGUGGUAAUAAUGGCGCAAUAUUAAAUUCAAAUAAAUCAACAACCGGUGGUAAAGAUAAGCAAAGUUUAAUUUCAAAUUUUUUAAACAAAGGAGAUUUUGGCUUAGAUGAUGAUGACGAUGAUCAUACCUUUGACGAUAUAGAAAUGGGUGCAUUUAAAUCAAAACCAGGUAAAAAAUAAAAUUUAAAAAUAAAUAUUUAUAAAAAAACAAAUAAAAUUAUUUAAAAAUCUAAAAAAAGUAGAUAUAAAAUUUUAUUUAUUUAAAUUUUUAGUUUUCACU